Molecule: messenger RNA, 1959 nt
Organism: Leptidea sinapis
Lineage: Eukaryota; Metazoa; Arthropoda; Insecta; Lepidoptera; Pieridae
Product: juxtaposed with another zinc finger protein 1
Exons: 5
Coding region: 41-1054 (337 amino acids)
Cellular component (GO): nucleus
Source: RefSeq, a predicted model, not a curated record
AGAGUUGUGCAGUUGAGUGGCUAACUAUACGCAAUCCGUCAUGGCCGUCUUCAUGAUUAACAUCUGUAAAUUCAACGGCUGUGGCAUAACGUUUCCACGUCUAGCAGACCUGAUUGAGCAUAUCGAAGAUGUUCAUAUUGACUAUGAUCCCGCAGUUGUGGAGCAGAAAGAAGCUUCGCAACCGGCGUGCAUUCCAUUAAGUUACGUUUUGAAAUUUUUCACGGAAGCGUCGAGGCGGGAAGCGCUCAUUGCUCCGGCCACAGAUGUUCGCAAGCGGUUGCUUCCACCACCAAAACCGCCAUCAGUGCGCAGUAGUACUCCUACAGGUAGUGAAAUGGAUGAUGAGGAGGUGAUGAGCCACUCCGAGGACAGCAACGAUUCGUGGACCAACGUCGCGGAAUACAGCUCGGAUUAUAUACUGCAGUAUGGUGUUAAGAUGAACGCUAGCGCGAGCUCCGGAGCUCUGGGCGCUGCUGCCCAAGAGAAACCGUUUGCCUGUCCGGUGCCCGGCUGCAAGAAGCGAUACAAGAACGUCAACGGUAUCAAAUACCACUCCAAGAACGGUCACAAGAAGGAUGGGAAGGUAAGAAAGGCGUACAGAUGCCAAUGCGGCAAAAGCUAUAAAACAGCGCAAGGACUGAAGAGUCACUCUGUGAUGCAUCACGUGACCAGCGUGCACGCGGCGACUGUCUCGGCCGCACCAGAGAAAACUCCCAUCAAGAUGCCCGGCCUGGUCGUCACGGCUUCACCGGCCCAGAGACAACUCAACGUCAUAGACAACAUAGAUGCUAAUAAGUUAGUCCGUAUAUACGAUAGCAUUAAAACGAAGGAUCUCCCGACAUUCACAAUACCGAAACACAGCCUCAGUAAUAUAAACAUAAUAACAGCCAACCAGAGCCAGGUGCGUCAUUCAGUCGUGCUCACUACCAACGCCGCGCCCGGCAGCACUCCUUUGGAUAGGUAUAAGUUUGACAGAUCGCCGAAAGUGACAGUGACAGUGCAGGAUUCCGCUUAUGUCACUGAAAUGUCAAAUGCUAAGCAACCACGAGGCUAAGGUAUAAGAGUAUGCAAUCCGUUCCUAUAUCAAACGAAAAAUUUAGUCAUUGACUCCUCAAUGAGCUGAUCCUAGUCUUGCAUUCAUAAUUUAUUAUAUAUAAAUAUAUUUAUUGUUUAUUAUAAUAUGUACAUAUCUUUCUUUGUUAACCUGAACAGGCAGAAGUUUAUAAUAACAUGGGUAAUUUAAGUAAAGCAUAAAAAAAUUCAAUUCAAUAUUUAAAUUUUUUGUAUGAUAUAGUUACCUUCGUAGUGCUAUAUGAUAUCAUAUUAAUGUAUGUUUUUUAUUUUUGUUAGAAGAUUUUUUUUUUGUUGAAAAAAAAACCCUUUUUGUUAUAUUAAUUUAUGUUUUUUUUUGCUGUGAUUAAUUAUUAUUGUUAACUGUUUAUUUACCUAUUUCACUGGUAAACUCUUUAAGUAAAUAUUUAUAAAUAUUAGCUUAAUUUGUGUGAUACUUAGUAUUUUAAUGAAAAAAAAAUAUGAAAUAUUUUAUAUUUAGGAUAAGAAUGGCAUGAAAUAUUAUAUUCAAGCGUAUUGAAGCUGUAUUAAAAUAUAAUUACCUAUAUUUAUUAAGUACAUACUUGCACAUUACGGUAGAUAUAGGUACUUAAAUUUUACUUGGUGUUACCAUCUUAAUGUAAUCAUAACGUAUAAAAAUAACAAAAAAAUAUCCUACGUAUUAUAGUAAUUGUUAGCGUCAUUCGUAAAAAAUAUUAAAAAAACCUAAAAAAUAACUUCUAUGCGAUUAUGUAUGUCUUCGCUAUAUAGUUACAUAGUAACUUUCUUCAUCGAUGUUUAAAAAGCCAAAAAUGCCAUUAAUUUUCACUAGGCUAAUGAAUUAUACUCUUAAAUGUGAUAAUAAUUAUAGAAAAAAAAAAACAAAUAAAAAAAGCUUGUAUGUGUAUA